UGACUUACUCGCUUAAAAAUACAUUAACAUAUUUCGUUUCAUGACAUAAAAAUUCAGAAUAUCUUUAUUUGCGUCAUAUUUUUGAAUCCAAGUUACAACAGUGUGUUCCAAGCACACGUUUUAAGAUCGUAAGAGAUCCGCCUCUUCAAAAAGCACGAGACAUUUGGAAAGUCUAGACUGUGAUGUCCCAUGAUGUCGUGUAUUAGCUGCAUUUCCAUAAAGGAAGUUUGAAAAGUGCAAAAUUUUAACAAAGAAGUUUACUAUCUACAUGCAAUAUCCAGUAAAUUAAGGUUUUGUUAAGAAUAACAGGGAUGACACAAACAGAAAAAGCUGUAACAGUGCCUCACAUUCAUCAUACCCCCCAGUUCUUCCCAAUUCCUAAGAUUAUCAAUGGUGCUAUAGCUGGUAUAGUGGGCGUGACAUGUGUCUUCCCUAUCGAUCUUGUCAAAACUAGACUCCAGAAUCAACAGCCAAUGCCCAAUGGAGAACUCUACUACAAAAGCUUGUUUGACUGUGCCAAGAAAACUUUCAAGAAUGAGAGAUUCCUAGGAAUGUACAGAGGCUCUGCAGUAAAUCUGCUUCUGAUCACACCAGAAAAGGCCAUCAAACUCGUCGUCAAUGACUACCUACGAUACAAAUUUACAGAUAAAAAGACUGGGGUACUGUCCAGUGGGGGAGCCAUUAUCUCAGGGGCGGGAGCUGGAUUGUGUCAGAUUGUGGUCACCACACCAAUGGAACUUCUGAAGAUCCAGCAGCAGGAUGCAGGAAGAAGUGGUGCUGCUAAGACUGAACGUAUAACUGCUACUGGUACGGCACUCAAACUGUUCAAAGAAAAGGGAAUUCUGGGUAUUUACAAAGGAUUCCGAGCCACGGCACUUAGAGAUGUCACAUUCUCAGCAAUUUAUUUUCCACUGUUUGCCAUUGUCAACGAAAAGCUGAUUUCUGAUGAUUUGACGGGGUUAGCGGGAGGGCUGGACCAGCCUGUCUUCAUCUAUUCUCUGUGUGCCGGGAUUACAGCUGGGGCUGUGGCUUCACUGUCUGUGAAUCCAUUUGAUGUUGUGAAAACUCGCCUACAGACUUUGAAGAAAGCAGAAGGAGAAGCUACCUACUCAGGAAUCUUGGACUGUUUUACGAAAGUGUACAAAACAGAAGGAUGGAAGGCAUUUUUCAAAGGUGGCUUCUGCAGAAUUCUGGUAAUCGCACCCCUGUUCGGGAUCGCUCAAGGUGUAUAUUUCCUUGGCAUCGGAGAGCAUAUAGUGGGGUUCUUCUCCAAGUCAAAGUGACAUAUUAGUGAUUUUUAGGUUGGAAGGUUGCAAAAUAAUUGACAUAUUUGAAUAAUUUGUUAUGUUGUCUGUGAUACCUAAGUUUAGUGAUCUUAGGGGGCUAACAAGUGUAUAGUAAAAACCUGCAGUCAAAAGAGAAUGAAAGAUCAUAUACAUGUAUUAAAGAAAAAAUAGGAUUGAAGCACAAAAAAUACUCAUGUACUUAGCAAUUUAGAAUGAUUGUAUUUAAAGUACUAUAGUUUUUAUUUAAACUUGGUUUUAAGUAGUAGAAGAGACCUGAGAUACAUAGGUGACUAUGCAGUGACUGUUAUUUAAUUUUUUUUCUUUGUUUACUGAAUGAAAAAACAAAAAUUGUAAAAUGGAGUAGAUUGAAUAUGUUUUUUCUACAAGGACUUGUAUGCUGUUGAUAAUGUUUAAUAAUUAAGCAUCUAACACAAUAUUUCCUUUUAUUUUGCUGAAAAAAAGUAAAUUGACAAUCAUGUUUUCUCAUCACAUGAUGUGCCAGUACCAGGAAUCUCCAAGUAUUGACAGCAGUAAGAAACUAGUCAGUAUUUACUAUUUUUAGCUCGUCCAUUACAGUAUGUGUUUCAAAAAUAUGUACAUGUAAGUGGAAAGAUACAAACCAUCACUUUUUUGUUUUUACCUGUAUACCACUAUAAAUUGUAUCGUGCUUUGUGCCAGUUUUUUUUUUUUUUUCAUUUUCUAAUCAGUUCAUUUAUAUUAUUAAGCAAUUUUAUUCAAAAGCAUUAUGAUUUGUGUUGAUUUAUCAAUAAAUUUUGCAAUAAUAUGCACAGCUUUCUUAAGAGAGUGAAUUAUUAUGAAAAAAUGUGUAGUUCUGAUUUUGAAAUCAGCCCUCAUAAAAAGGAGCCAGUAUUGUAGUACAUGUAAUAAAUUUUGUGAUGUACACAGUAAAGUAUACAUUAUACAGAACACAGAAUUUUCAUUAAUAAUUGUCUACAAUGAAGUGGUGUUUGAUUAGAAAAUACAACUUAAGCUUGAAUUAUUGACAUUGUACUUUGCCAUAAUGACUUAAAGAUUUAUCAAAGUAACAGCUGUUUCCCUUAGAGCUUCCUUUCCAUGAGUUAAGUCCCCUGUUAAGUCCUGUGUCGUAUUAUAUUAAUAUAAAAUUAUACAACUUCUGAAUUAACCUUGAUAUCAGGCCUGUCAGGAGGCAAAAUUCUGUCAAUCUUGAUUUUUUUUUUCAAUUUUCCAUGUCCUAUAUGACAGUGUCAGACCUGUUUACUGUUACGAUUUCGCCGUAUUUUGUAUGGAUUUUCAGUCCAAAAUAGGUCUUACGUUUUGCUAUAACGAAAAUACGGAAAUCUGUUCAUAUGGAUUUUAGCAAUUAGUUUUCAUUAUCUGUCUCAGUAUGACGCUUUUAAAUCGCUAAAGAAGAGAAAAUUUUCGAACAUUUAAGUUGCCAAAACGCGGUGGUUUAAAAAAUGACAGAAAUCACUCAAAAGAGAGUAGUGUAUGACAUUUUGCUUUGUUAUUAAACCAUGUUUUGGUAAUCAGAAAUGUAGUUGUUUUCUAUAAUAUAUGUACAGUUGAUGAAAAGUGAAAUCUUACGGGCAAAUGCCAAAUCUCACUGACAAAUCUAAUGAAAAAUACUGAGAGACAACAAUUUGGGUAAACAGGUCUGCAGUGUAUUUAUGCCUUAAAAACUUCUUCUUUUUUUUUUUUUUACAUUUCCACAUGUGAAUUGAGUGAAUUUUUUAUAUGUAAAUUUCUAAAAUGGAAAAAAAGGAAUAUGUCUCUUAUUGUGAUAGUGCUGGUGAAAUGUUUAUAACUCUGUCAAUAUUGGACAUUUUAAAGAUUGAGAAAGAUAAUCGAAGUCAUACAUCUACCUCCUGAAUUAUUUAAAAAUAAUUGAAAUAGAAUGACCCAUUUAUAUGUAUGUUGUGUUCACUACAUAACACAGUAAAUCCCCUUUAUUCCAUGGUAUAUUGAUAUUGAUGUGUGAUUGACAUACCCAAGUUACACUGGAUCUGUGUUUUAAAUAUUACCUGCAUUAACCUUAGUCAUUUUAUGCAUUUACCAGUCAUGUGUUUGUACCUUUUAUUUUUAGUAGAUUGAGUUAUGUCUUGUUUUUUUUUUCCAUUAAAAUCUCAUCAGUCAAGUGUUUCCUGAAUUAUCAAAUUGUGAUUAAACUUUGUUUAAUGGAAAAGACAAAGCUAUCAUAUUGGAAUAUUAAAACUUAAUUCUCCCUAGUCUAUUUUAUCUCCAAUAUAAACUUUUUCAUGUUUGUUUUUUAUUUUCUGUAUCAUAUUGUAGCUAGUUUAAUACAUUGAAUUGUUUGCUUUUGAUUAAUAUUUGCUUUUAUGUUCAAACCAUUUUCAUGCUUUUGAUGAAAAAAAACAUGACUUUUUUGAUCUGCAGUCUACGUGGUUUGAUCUGUAGGGGAAUAUACAAUAUACAGUACUUGAUCUGCAGUCUAAGUGGUUUGAUCUGUAGGGGAAUAUACAAUAUACAGUACUUGAUCUGCUCAAUUGUUAUAUUGAUACAUUCCUGUCAUUCUUUAAUACAAGGGUCUAUACAGGUAGAACACCUACAGAAGUACACACGUACUGUAUAUCAGUAAGGCUUAAGUACACACGUACUGUGUAUCAAUAAGGUUUAAGUACACACGUACUGUGUAUCAAUAAGGUUUUAAGUACACACGUACUGUGUAUCAAUAAGGUUUAAGUACAUACGUACUGUGUAUCAAUAAGGUUUAAGUACACAUGUACUGUGUAUCAAUGAGGUUUAAGUACACACGUACUGUGUAAGGUUUAAUAAUUCUGUUAUAAUAAUCCAACAUAUUACAGGUUUAUGUAUAAGCUUUUCCUUACAUGUGUUCAUUUAAUAGAUGCAUUUAGUAUAUUUUUAGUAAUUAUGGAUUUGGUUUAAAACAUUAAUAUAUUGAUUGGUAAAUAAAUGAUUUAAAAGAUUUUUUUUUGUGCCAUAUUUGUUUGGUGAAGAAAUUUUGUA
This is a messenger RNA of Saccostrea echinata, 4253 nucleotides long. Its product is annotated as mitochondrial glutamate carrier 1-like. The transcript has 11 exons. Gene Ontology annotation, biological process: aspartate transmembrane transport; malate-aspartate shuttle; L-glutamate transmembrane transport. NCBI's taxonomy places the organism in Eukaryota, Metazoa, Mollusca, Bivalvia, Ostreida, Ostreidae. Gene Ontology annotation, molecular function: L-aspartate transmembrane transporter activity; L-glutamate transmembrane transporter activity. The coding region runs from base 312 to 1283 and encodes 323 amino acids. The record is from RefSeq and is a predicted model, not a curated record.